GUGGGGUCUCGCUUGCGUCGCAUAGCAACCGCGUCUCCUUUAUGCAGCGUCUCAAAGCAGAAAUAUCACCAUCAAGCUGUGUUUUACCUCUUCUUCAUUCUUUUCAUAAGAAUGACCUGCGAUAUAGUCGUAAUAGUGGGAAUUGAAGGCAUAACUCCUAUCCUAGCUGUGCUUGGCGGUUAGGAUGGACAUGAGAGACGCUGCACGGCCCAGAUCCAUCCAGACUUCCUUAGAAGCCAUCGUCUUCAUGAUACCUCCCUGAAAUCCACUCAUAUCAAGUAUAUCUGUACAAAGAUCUCUUCAUGGAUCCACCUACUCUCACAAACGACCAGUUCGAGGCUCUUCUAGCCCAGAUCGCGGAUUACCAGCUCGCACACGGUUCACUCCUUAGCCUCCCCUUAUUGAGAGAAAGGCUCGACUCCCCCGUGCCCAUUGCCCGCCCCGUCGGUGUGAGCGUCUUUCCGACGCCAUUUCCAAGCGCACUCUUUCACGACGCCUUGAGUCUCCAGCAGCCCAUGAACAGGCUGUAUGUCCAGGUAGCGGGGGACCCCGAGUGGCUCGGGGAAGUGUUGGCCGAGCUGCGUCAGCACGACGAGUUUGUCGCAAAGUUAUGGAGCAUCUGGGAGCGGGUGCGGGACGAGGGCGAGGUGCAGAGCCUUGAAUGCGGUGUUUGGAGGAGUGACUAUAUGCUCCAUGCCUGCACGGCUGGCCUGGCCAAGGAGGACCGGAGCGCAGUAGGCUCCGGAACCAACCCCUCCAAGGAAAGGACUCCGCGAGAAGGAGAGCCGCGAGAAGGAGAGAAAGACGCCUUCUUGAAUUCGCAGCUAAAACAAGUCGAGUUCAACACCUACUCCUGCGCCGGGGGUGGACAUGGAAACAUCGCCGCAGAUAUGCAUUCGCGUAAUCCCCCAAAUAAUACCAUCCGCGACGUUGUGCAAGCGAUAGAGGCUGCGCACAAGGCUUACGGGCCUCCCAUCCAGGGGGCCCUCACCGCAGUGCUCAUGACAGUGCAGCCCCGGAACUCGAAUACCUGCGACGAGCGACCGAUUGAGUAUGGCCUGUCGGGGUGCGACCCGCCCGUACCCUUAUUCAGGGUCGAGUUCAACGGCGAGGUCCUGCGGCACUGCCACCUCGGACCUGGGAGGGAGCUGCUGUACCGAGCCCCCUGGGCCAGUGAGGCCGUGGAGAUCUCGGUAGUCUACCAGCGAGCAGGCUAUGACGCUUGCGAAUAUGACGAACAGGGAGUGAACGCGCGGUUGCUGCUGGAGCGGUCGAGAGCCGUCAAAUGCCCCUCGAUCCUAGGCCAUCUGGCUGGCCUGAAGAAGGUCCAGCAGGCGCUCACUCGGCCCGGCGCCUUAGAACGGUUUGUGGAGCCAGACAUGGCUGAGCAAAUCCGCGAGGUUUCCAUGCCCCUCCGUGCAAUGGACGCCACGGAGGAUGGGUUGGCUGGGAGGAGGCUAGCCAUCCGAGAGGAAACCGCAAAGGGUUACGUCUUGAAGCCGUCGCUCGAGGGCGGGGGUCAUAACGUCUAUGGUACCGACAUAACCUCGUUUCUGCGCGGCAUCCCGCAGGAGAAAUGGGCGAAUUACAUCCUAAUGGGGAAGAUCAAUCCCCCUGUUAUAAACAACGUGCUUGUGUCAUACCAGGAAGUGUAUUACGGCCAGGUUGUCUCUGAGCUUGGCGUCUUUGGAGCAUGUCUUUGGCGGCGGCGUCGAGUAAACCAAGAGCCAGUUAUACUGAAUAACACCCUGGCCGGGUGGAGCUUCAAGACCAAACCCGCCGGCGUCAACGAGAUGAGCGUGGUCAAAGGAUAUGGGUGCUUCGAUUGCCCUCGACUCAUCCCCUAG
Molecule: messenger RNA, 1847 nt
Organism: Phialemonium atrogriseum
Lineage: Eukaryota; Fungi; Ascomycota; Sordariomycetes; Cephalothecales; Cephalothecaceae
Exons: 2
Coding region: 303-1847 (514 amino acids)
Biological process (GO): glutathione biosynthetic process
Cellular component (GO): cytosol
Molecular function (GO): glutathione binding; ATP binding; glutathione synthase activity
Source: RefSeq, a predicted model, not a curated record